Molecule: messenger RNA, 1736 nt
Organism: Manduca sexta (tobacco hornworm)
Lineage: Eukaryota; Metazoa; Arthropoda; Insecta; Lepidoptera; Sphingidae
Exons: 7
Coding region: 75-1736 (553 amino acids)
Cellular component (GO): extracellular matrix
Source: RefSeq, a predicted model, not a curated record
AUUUUGAUAUAAAAGCUCUUAGCACAAACGCUUAGAUAUCAUUCAUCAGUUGACCAAUUCAGAGCAAAAACAAAAUGUUCUCUAAAGUAGUAGUUCUGUGCGCCUUGGUGGCAGUGUCGCAGGCGGGAGUCCUAGUUGCGCCCGCGCACUACUCCUCCGCCGCGUCAGUGUCGUCCCAGAGCAUCGUCCGCCACGAUGAGCUCGCGCCUGCCGCCUACCACGCUGCUCCCGCAUCCGUCGCCUACCACGCUGCCCCCGCAGCGGUCGCCUACCACGCCGCCCCCGCAGCCGUCGCUUACCACGCCGCUCCCGCACGUCUUGCCUACCACGCUCCCGCCGCUGCCGUGCUCGCGCACCGCGAGGACCAGGAAUUCGCUCACCCCAAAUACGAGUACAACUACUCCGUUGCUGACAGCCAAUCUGGAGACAACAAGUCCCAACAGGAGUCCCGCGACGGUGAUGUCGUGAAGGGAUCUUACUCGUUCCACGAGGCUGACGGCUCCAUCAGGACCGUGGAGUACUCCGCUGACGACCACAACGGUUUCAACGCGGUGGUGCACAACUCUGCCCCCACCGCCGCCCCCGCUCACGUCAUCAAGGCUGUUCCCGUCGCCCACUACUACGUAGUAGUACUGUGUGCUCUAGUGGCAGUAUUGCUGGCGGCUCCCUAUGAACAUCAUCCUAAAUACGAGUUCCACUACUCCGUCGUUGAUGCUCACACCGGGGACAACAAGUCCCAGCAGGAGUCCCGCGACGGUGAUGUCGUGAAGGGCUCUUACUCGUUCCACGAGGCUGACGGCUCCAUCAGGACCGUGGAGUACUCCGCUGACGACCACAACGGUUUCAACGCCGUGGUGCACAACUCCGCCCCCACCGUCGCCCCCGCCCACGUCAUCAAGGCUAAAGUAGGCACAUGUCUUAACGAGCAUCAUUCAGUACCUGAUCACUUCAGCAAAAUGUACUCCAAAAUUGUAGUUCUGUGCGCGUUGGUGGCGGUGUCCCAGGCCGGUCUGUUGGCCGCGCCCGUGCACUACUCCCCCGCCGAGUCCGUCUCAUCCCAAAGCAUCGUCCGCCACGACCAGCCCCAGGCUGCCAAGCUCGUAGCCUCCGUCGCUGCCCCCGUGGCCUACCACGCCGCUCCCGCUGCGGUCGCCUACCACGCCGCCCCCGUCGCCUACCACGCUGCCCCCGUCGCCGUCCAUGCUGCCCCUGCUGCUCGUUACUCAUCCGCUGCCUCAGUCUCCUCCCAAAGCAUCGUCCGUCACGAUGAGCCCCAGGCUAUCCAGUACGCCGCCCCCGUUGCCAAGCUGGCCGUAGCUGCCCCCGUCGCAUACCACGCUGCUCCUGCCGCUGUAGCCUACCACGCUGCUCCCGCCGCCGUCUCCUACCACGCUGCCGCUCCCGUAGCCUACCGUGCUGCUGCUCCCGUAGCCUACCAUGCCCCCAUCGCUAAAGUCGUCGCUCACCAGGAGGAGCUCGCCUACCCUAAAUACGAGUACAACUACUCCGUUGCUGAUGGUCACACCGGCGACAACAAGUCCCAGCAGGAGUCCCGCGACGGUGAUGUCGUGAAGGGAUCUUACUCUUUCCACGAGGCUGACGGCUCCAUCAGGACCGUGGAGUACUCCGCUGAUGCCCACAACGGAUUUAACGCCGUGGUGCACAACUCUGCCCCCACCGCCGCUCCCGCCCACGUCAUCAAGGCCGUGCCCGUCCCUCACUACUACCACCAUUAA